Molecule: messenger RNA, 4629 nt
Organism: Nannospalax galili (Upper Galilee mountains blind mole rat)
Lineage: Eukaryota; Metazoa; Chordata; Mammalia; Rodentia; Spalacidae
Gene: Adgrg2
Product: adhesion G protein-coupled receptor G2
Exons: 28
Coding region: 21-3104 (1027 amino acids)
Biological process (GO): adenylate cyclase-activating G protein-coupled receptor signaling pathway; cell surface receptor signaling pathway
Cellular component (GO): membrane
Molecular function (GO): G protein-coupled receptor activity
Source: RefSeq, a predicted model, not a curated record
AGCUCUCACCAACACACCCAAUGUUGUAUACAGAGAUUCUCCCACUCUUUCCUGACCUUCCUGUCAGGAUGUUUUUAUCUUGUGGGCAGUGUGGCCUUGUUGGCAGAUCUGAAGAAGGUUUACCGAUGCUCAAGAUAUUCCUUCUCAUCAUUUCUCUUCAUGUCGAUCUGGUUACAUCUCUAAAAGAAAAUGCUGAUAAUUCCAGUUUAUUACCACCUUCUGCUGAAUCAUCUAUUGUCAGUCUUGUCCCCUACUACAAUGGUACUCCAGAUGCUACUUCAGAAGUAUUAUCUACUUUAAACAAAACAGAAAAAGCUAAAAUCACUAUAGUAAAAACCUUCAAUGCAUCAGGAGUCAAACCCCAGAGAAAUAUCUGCAAUUUGUCAUCUAUUUGCAAUGACUCAGUGUUUCUUCGAGGUGAGAUAGUGUUUCAAUAUGAAGAAGAUCACAAUGUUACCAAGAAUCAAGAUACAGCUAAUGGCACCCUUGUUGGAGUCCUGUCUCUAAGUGAACAGAAACGAUCAGAACUCAACAAAACUCUGCAAACCCUAAGUGAGACUUAUUUCAUAGUAUGUGCUACAGCAGAAGCCCAAAACACAAUAAAUUGUACAUUCACAAUAAAACUGAACGAGACAAUGAAUGUAUGUACCAUGAUGGUUACCUGGAAAAGUGUACAGAUUCGGCCAAUGGAACAGUGCUGCUGUUCCAACAGAAUACCCUGCCCUUCCUCACCAGAAGAGUUAGAAAAACUGCAGUGUGAUUUGCAGGAUCCCAUUGACUGCCUUGUUGAUCAGCCACAUGGCCCACCAUUAUCUUCUUCCAGUAAGCCCAUGCCAGUUGCACCUCAGGCCACCAAUAUUUCCCACAUCGUCAGUGACUUCUCUUUGGCUGAACCACUUGAUCAUACCCCUGUGACCCAGAACACUCCCUCUGUGACGCAGGAGAGUCGGCUUCCAUCUCCCCAGCCUUCUUCUCCCCUAGCUUCCAGUUCUGUCAUCAAGAUCACACACCAGUCUGGAACUUCCUCUUCUCCUCUGCCCCCAAUUGAUCUUUCCCAUACCCCACCUCCAGUGAAAUCCUCUCCUCCCUCUCCCACCACACCAGCCCCAUCUGUCCCUGCAAAUAUGGUCAGCAUCAGCUUACCUCCUGGCAAGACAGAAAUUGUCAACACCAGCAGUGUUCCUGACCUUGAGGCCCAAGUGUCCCAGAUGGAGAAAGCUCUGUCCUUGGGCAGCUUGGAGCCUGACCUGGCGGGUGAAAUGAUAAACCGAGUCAGCAAGCUCCUUCAUUUCCCACCUGCCUUGCUAGCCCCUCUGGCUCAAAGGUUACUAAAAGUAGUAGAUGACAUUGGCUUACAGCUGAAUUUUUCAAAUACGACCAUCAGUCUAACAUCCCCUUCUUUGGCUCUUGCCGUGAUCAGAGUGAAUGCCAGUAAUUUCAAUACAACGACCUUUGCAGCCCAAGACUCUGCAAAUCUUCAGGUUUCUCUGGACACCGAGGCUCCUGGAAAUAGUAUUGGUGUCAUUACUCUGCCUUCAUCAUUAAUGAGCAACUUGCCAGCUAAUGACGUGGAGCUAGCUUCCAGGGUUCAGUUCAACUUUUUUGAAAUGCCUGCCCUAUUUCAGGACCCCUCUCUGGAGAACCUCUCUCUGAUCAGCUAUGUCAUAUCAUCAAAUGUUGCAAAUGUGACCAUCAAGAACUUGACAAGAAAUGUGACAGUCACACUGAAGCACAUCAACCCAAGCCAGGAUGACUUAACAGUGAGAUGUGUAUUCUGGGACUUGAGCAGAAAUGGUGGCAGAGGAGGCUGGUCAUCGAAUGGGUGCUCUGUCAAAGACAGGAAGCUAAAUGAAACCAUCUGCACUUGCAACCACCUUACAAGCUUUGGUGUCCUAUUGGACCUAUCUCGAACAUCCUUACCACCAAGUCAAAUGAUGGCUCUGACGUUUAUCACGUAUAUUGGCUGCGGGCUUUCAUCAAUUUUUCUGUCAGUUACUCUUGUAACCUACAUAGCCUUUGAAAAGAUCCGGAGGGAUUAUCCUUCCAAAAUCCUCAUCCAACUGUGUGCUGCCCUGCUGCUGUUGAACCUGGUCUUCCUCCUAGACUCAUGGAUUGCUCUGUAUAACACCCGAAGCUUCUGCAUCUCAGUGGCUGUAUUUCUUCACUAUUUUCUCUUAGUCUCAUUCACAUGGAUGGGUCUGGAAGCAUUCCAUAUGUACCUGGCACUUGUCAAGGUGUUUAAUACUUACAUCAGAAAGUACAUUCUUAAAUCCUGCAUUGUUGGCUGGGGGGUACCAGCUGUGGUUGUGACUAUCAUCCUGACUAUAUCCCCAGAUAAUUAUGGGAUUGGAUCAUAUGGGAAAUUCCCCAACGGCACACCAGAUGACUUUUGCUGGAUCAACAGCAAUGCAGUAUUCUAUAUCACAGUUGUGGGAUAUUUCUGUGUGAUAUUUUUACUGAAUGUCAGCAUGUUCAUUGUCGUCUUGGUUCAGCUUUGUCGAAUUAAAAAGAAGAAGCAACUGGGAGCCCAGCGCAAAACUAGUAUUCAAGACCUCAGGAGUAUUUCCGGCCUCACAUUUUUACUAGGAAUUACUUGGGGCUUUGCCUUCUUUGCCUGGGGACCAGUUAAUGUCACCUUCAUGUAUCUCUUUGCCAUCUUUAACACCUUACAAGGAUUCUUCAUAUUCAUCUUUUACUGUGUGGCAAAAGAGAAUGUCAGGAAGCAAUGGAGACGGUAUCUUUGCUGUGGAAAGUUACGGCUGGCUGAAAAUUCUGACUGGAGUAAAACUGCUACUAAUGGUUUAAAGAAGCAGACUGUAAACCAAGGAGUAUCCAGUUCUUCAAAUUCCUUACAGUCAAGCAGUAACUCCACUAACUCCACCACACUACUAGUGAAUAAUGAUUACUCAGUGCACGCAAGCGGGAAUGGCAAUGUGUCUAUAGAGAGGAGCGGGGUUUCUUUCAGCGUUCAGAAUGGAGAUGUGUGCCUUCAUGAUCUCACUGCAAAACAGCAUGUGUUUAAUGACCAGGAAGAUUCCUGCAAUGGUAAAAGAUGGAUGGCACUCAGAAGGACUUCAAGACGAGGAAGAUUACACUUUAUUUAGCAAAUGUAAUUCUCUUUUUCUAAAAUUGAAGCAUGAUGCUUGAUGGUGUGAAAUUUCCAAUUUUACCUUAGACACAAUGUGAGAUUAUGAGAAUCAACUUGUUUUAUACUCAGCAACUUCUGACGGAACAAGCUAAUUGAGGGCAAUGGUUACGGCAAUGGUUACUAUUGGAAGGAGGAACCAAGACAUAAUUAUGGUCUUUAGACCUUUAUAAUUUGGUUUCUUUUCUUUCAUUUAAAUAAAGAUUGGUGUUUAAAAAGACACAGAAAAAGAUUUAGGAAAAGAAAAAAAAAGAAAGUUCAUUUCCAGUUCUAUUUUAAAGAGGCUAUUAUCCUUGAUAACAUCCUAGGGAAAAAAACUGUUGACUUCAGUCUGUUGGUGAUUUUAGUUGUGCAUGCCUUUAUUGUAUAUAAGCUAAAUUCUAGUGACCCCACACACACCAAAAAUCUUACUACUACCUUUUUAUAUUUAUUUUCUACUUUGUAAGUUUAUUCUUUUGUAGAAUCAUGGUUUUGUUGUUUUGUCUAAUGUGAUAACUUGCUGAUUCGGUGAACUUUAAAGCUCCUUUUGGAGAUUUUAUGGGAUGUGAAAUAUAGAAACGUCACUGAAAUCAAGAAGCAAUGAUGACACCAGACUGGAAAAAUAUAGGCAGAUAGUUUCACAAUGAUCUCAUAGAGUGUUUUUGAGCAAGCCUAAAAAGGUGCCCCACUGGACAAACACAGCUUUAUGAGCUCAUGGUUUGGCAAACAGUAGGUGCCAUAGUUUAGCCCUGAUAACCCUCUUGGGUACAUCCUUAUGCAGGUUAUGACCUGUGUGACCAAUACCCAUUCCCAGACUUCAUCCCUAAUGAUCAGAUGAUAGAAUCUGCAUUAAGAUGCUUAGUUUAAUAUCAUGAUCACAGAGAAGGAAAAAACUGUAAUCUAGACCAUAUGUCAGGAAGAUUGUGAAUGUGGAAAAGAUAUACACUGCCACUUCUCAAAUCCCCAGAGCCUUUCAGAAGAGGGGAGUAGAGUAGGAUUACUUUUCAAAAGAUUGUAUAUAUGGUAAACAAAUUAGUUCUUUAAAAGACAACUGCAUGGUACAUUAUUACAACUGGUACAUUCUGACACAGCCACAUUUAUACUUGUUUUUUAAACAUGUCACAUCUUGAAGAAUGUAUAGUGACAAAGGGGAGCAGCUACUGAGAGUGGUGAACUAGCCUGUGAUGCUGUUGUUUGUAUAUGUAUCUAACUCUGAUUGUUUCUAGUUAUGGAGGGUCUAUCCUGCUUACCACCUAUACCUGCUUGAGUGGUGCCUCAAGUAUGCUCUUAUUAAGAUUUCAAAACCCUUUGGUUAGGUCUUUCACUAAGGCUCCCUUGCAUAUAUCUCAAAUGAAUGUUGUACCCCAGACUAACCAUAGUAAUAAUACACGUUUCUGUGUGUGCUGAUUUGUCUUUGCAAUAUUUCUUCUCUGAAUUAUUUAAUUAUUUUGUAUUUAUAUGUUAAAAUCAAAAAGUGUUCAAAUCAAUGAAAUAAAUUUUCAGUU